Molecule: messenger RNA, 2016 nt
Organism: Cornus florida
Lineage: Eukaryota; Viridiplantae; Streptophyta; Magnoliopsida; Cornales; Cornaceae
Product: protein decapping 5-like
Exons: 7
Coding region: 136-1785 (549 amino acids)
Biological process (GO): cytoplasmic stress granule assembly; P-body assembly
Cellular component (GO): P-body
Molecular function (GO): mRNA binding
Source: RefSeq, a predicted model, not a curated record
GAGUUAAGCCAAAUAAAGGAAAAUAGAGCGAGAAACUGAUCAAAGAGAAAAUUGGGAUUACUAACAAAUAUAAGACGAAAUUUUUUCUUCAUUUUCGCUUUCAUUUUCUUUUGAUUGGAGUAUUUUCUUCUUCCAAUGGCGUAUGAAUAUAGUAAGAUAGGUUCGUCUUCUUCAGCAUCACCGUCGUCUUCGUCAUCUUCCGCGGCAGAUUCGUACGUAGGAAGCUUGAUAAGUUUGACAUCCAAGUACGAGAUUCGAUACGAGGGCGUUCUUUACUUUCUCAAUCCUCAAGAUUCGACCCUUGGCUUGAAGAGCGUGAGGUGUUUUGGAACAGAGGGACGAAAUAAAGAUGGUCCUCAAAUUCCUCCAAGUGAUAAAGUGUAUGAAUACAUAAUGUUCAGAGGAAGUGACAUUAAGGACUUGCAAGUGAAGUCACCUCCACCUUCUCAAAAAGAGGAGCCAAUACACAAUGAUCCUGCUAUUAUUCAGUCACACUGCAGUAUGAAGUCUUCAAGUUCAUCAAGAUCAGUUUCAGUUGGUGGUGGAUCAUUGACGGAAUUCAGCUCUUACCAGGAACCCCCUGCUUUAACCAGUAGAGGUUAUCCUGGCGCAUUGACAUCAUAUCAAACUGGAGCCCAGGUGGGUCCAUCUGGUCAUCUGCAAACAAGUCAAACUGCCAAUAUGGCAUCUUUUGUGAUGCCAAUGUUUUGGCAAGGACAUGAUGGAACAUCGAACAGCAUCUCUUAUGCUCCCCAACACCCCUUUCCAAUUGUGCCCAUGUCUGCGUCUACUCAGGCACCUACCACCUUGGUGUCAACAAAUUUGUCGGAUAGUGUUGCUCCUGCAUCUUCAUUGAUCACUAAUUCUGUAAAUUCAAAUAUUAUAUCAGGUCUUACUCCAGAACAACAUUCUACUUUCCCUACUAAUACACCUCCUUCAUUUAUGAAGCCAUCUAUGACAUCUCAUCCUGCACUUUUGACUACUAAUGGAUCAUAUAUUUCAUCUGGUCAAGAAAUGAACACCAUCAAAGCUCGCACUAUUGAUAAAGCUGGUUUUGAUCCAGUAAAGGUCCUCUCUGUUCAGUCCUUGCCAUGUUCUGUAUCUUCAGUUGCAGAUUCUACAUCAGGUCCCUUGUUAAAGCUGCCACCUACUUUGUUAACUCCAGAUCAGUUAACACAGCCUAAACCCCGUCUACUUUCUCCUGCUCAGCAAUCCAACUCUAGUCAGAAGGAUAUAGAUGCCAUGUAUUCAGCAUCCCCUAAUUUUCCGCUCUCAAUGACUAAUCCAGUAGUUCAAGGACCACUGUUACCAUUGCCACUUUCUGCACAACAGUCCCAAUAUUCUAUGCCGCAGUUCACUGAAGAAUUCGACUUUGAAGCCAUGAAUGAGAAAUUUAAAAAAGAUGAAGUAUGGGGCUAUCUUGGAAAUGCUAAGCAACAGGAUGAAAAGGUGGGGAUGGUGGAAAAUGAAGCUGGUCAAAACUUGGGUGAUGAAGUGGUUCAUGGCUCGGUACAGAAGUUCGAUUCGAGAUCUGCAUAUAAUAAGGAUGAGUUUUUUGACACAAUAUCCUGUAAUUCGCUUGCCCGCGGAGGAAGGAAUGGACAAAUUAGGUUCGUAGAGAGAAUGAAGAUGGAUACUGAGACUUUUGGCAAUUUCCAGCAGAGACCUCAUCUAAGUUAUGGUGGUCAGAGAGCUGGGCGUGGUGAGGAUUACCGAGGCUCUUAUAGCAGGGGAAGGGGAUAUAACUAUGGUGGGAGGGGCCGUGCUGGGAACUGGAGGAUGUGACAUUAUUUGAGUGUUAAUGCUUCAAAGGUACAUGCUUGCUUGUGUCUAUAGCAGUUACGCUUUUGAUCUUUAUUUCCUUCAUCAACUGGCUUCUGAGAAAUGAAUCUUGGUAUAAGAAUCUCCAUAUAAGAACCACAGAUACGUUGAUGGUUUUGCAGUUUUUGCUUGGUAGGGACAAGGGAAGCUAACAAUUACGACUGGUUCAUGUGCUUCUUUUUUUUUUUUUGGUAA